Gryllus bimaculatus (two-spotted cricket) is the source of this 675-nucleotide messenger RNA. Lineage: Eukaryota; Metazoa; Arthropoda; Insecta; Orthoptera; Gryllidae. The record is from the annotation of a GenBank genome assembly.
AUGUACGUGUUCGCGCUGGUGUGGGGGCUGGGCGCCUUCCUCGACCUGGCCGACCGCCAGCGCUUCGACGAGUACAUGCGCGAGCGCCUGCCCAAGCUGCAGCUGCCGCAGGCCAAGCCCGGCACCCAGGAGACGUCCAUCUUCGACUUCGCCAUCAACAAGAAGGGCGCGUGGGAGCUGUGGUCGAAGCUGCUCACGAGCUACGCCUACCCGGAGAACUCGACGCCCGACUACAGCAGCAUCCUGGUGCCCAUCGUGGAGAACGUGCGCGUGGCGCGCCUGGUGGAGCUGAUCGCCGAGCAGGGCCACGCCGUGCUGCUCAUCGGGGAGCAGGGCAGCGCCAAGACCGUCAUGAUGAAGGCCUUCAUGCGCCGCCUCGACCCCGACAAGUUCCUCAGCCGCUCCUUCAACUUCUCCUCCGCCACCAGCCCCUUCCAGUUCCAGGUGACACUUUUCGAUAUGCUUCUUCAUUGAUUGGUUGAUUGGUUGGGGAUAACAGGCGCGUCAACUACUAUGGUCAUUGGUCUCGUAAAUGUGGCGAUUGCCAUGUCCUGAGAGGUGAGGGGGUGUUUCUUAUCCGCUGUAACGUGCGAUCCAUCGCCAAACCGAACGUCAGCUUGCGAGCCUUCUCCUCAAUGUAUCUCCUCAAGGACGACUGCCCCAGUCAGAUCAAGC